Messenger RNA from Nerophis ophidion (straightnose pipefish), 1489 nucleotides. RefSeq names its product lanC-like protein 3. Gene Ontology annotation, biological process: carbohydrate metabolic process; peptide modification. NCBI's taxonomy places the organism in Eukaryota, Metazoa, Chordata, Actinopteri, Syngnathiformes, Syngnathidae. The record is from RefSeq and is a predicted model, not a curated record. The transcript has 5 exons. The coding region runs from base 43 to 1257 and encodes 404 amino acids. Gene Ontology annotation, cellular component: plasma membrane.
CUCGGUUGCAUCUUUAUUAUAAUAAGCAGUCUUCCAGCGGGCAUGGAGAACGCACGUUGCUUCGCUAACCGCUUCACGGACUACAAGGGCGCGCUGCCGUCGGGUCAGCUCGGGUUCGAUGCCGUGGUGGCUAUGGUGGACACGAUCCUCAAAAAGGUGCCCGAUGACGUGUGCGACUACGACGGCGGGCUGUACGACGGUCCCGCCGGGGUGGCGUACAUGCUGUAUCACGUCAGCGAAUGUCCCCUCUUCUCCGAGCGGAGGGACACGUACCUCAAGACGGCCAAGCACAUCAUCGACGUGUCGGUGCGCUGCGUGGACGCGGAGCCGGACCAGAACAUGCGUGCCGCCUUCCUGCUCGGCGGGGCGGGCAUCUACGCCGUGGCCGCGAUGAUAUACAAGUCCUUCGGCUUGGCUGACUUCGUCAAGCCGCUGACGAAAUUCCGCAGCCUGUGGGAGGUGUGCGCGCCGAUUCGUUUCCUGGAGUGUGGCUCUGAUGAGCUGUUUGUGGGCCGGGCAGGCUACUUGUGCGCCGCCUUGGUCCUCAGGCAAAAGCUGGCCAUUGAGAUUCUCAGCAAGGAUCAAAUCAAAUCCAUUUGCGCGGCCAUCAUCGAGUCCGGAAAGCAAUAUGCGAAGAGGAAGAGAAAGCCGUUCCCCCUCAUGUACUCCUUCUAUGGGACGGAGUACCUCGGGGCAGCCCACGGCCUAUCGUCGGUGCUACAGAUGCUGCUGAGCUACCAGGACAUGCUGAGCAGGGCCGACGAGGACCUGGUGUGGCAGAGUGUCGACUUCCUCAUGAACCAGGAGCAGAACUGCAACUGGCCCGCCGAGCUGGGCGCGGUCAUCGAGAGGGAGAAUGAAUUGGUCCACUGGUGUCACGGCGCUCCAGGUGUGGCCUAUCUGUUUGCCAAGGCCUACCUGAUAAACAAAAUGCCCCAGUACUUGGACACCUGCAUUCGCAGUGGAGAGCUGGUGUGGCAGAAAGGUCUUUUGAAGAAAGGACCGGGCAUCUGUCACGGAGUGGCCGGCAGUGCUUAUGUCUUCCUGCUGCUGUAUCGCCUCACCGGGAACUCCAAAUACAUCUACCGGGCUCAAAGGUUUGCGGAGUUUCUCUUCACCGAGGAGUUCAAAGCGGGCUCGUGCUCCUUGACCAGCGCCUGCAGUCUGUUUGAAGGCCUGUCGGGUACCGUCUGCUUCCUGGUAGACCUUUUGCAACCCGACAAGGCAGAGUUCCCGCUGUUUACCGUCUUUGAGUGAAGGCGGAAAAAGAGGAGCAACAAGAACUAGACGUGUAAGUGCAGUUGCCGUAGAAACAGACCUUGUUCUGUGUGUGUUUGUUUCAAAGUGGAUGUUCAGCUAUUUCCAGCUUUACCAGAUUCAUCCCACUCGGUGUCACAUUCGCGACAUACACGGCUGAAAUGCAAGUACAAAAAUACAUUUUGUAACAUGUGCUGCUCUCAGGUUUAAAAUAAAAGAAAUACACACAUUA